Messenger RNA from Solanum stenotomum, 2790 nucleotides. RefSeq lists its product as uncharacterized. The transcript has 3 exons. NCBI's taxonomy places the organism in Eukaryota, Viridiplantae, Streptophyta, Magnoliopsida, Solanales, Solanaceae. The coding region runs from base 1 to 2790 and encodes 929 amino acids. The record is from RefSeq and is a predicted model, not a curated record.
AUGGAUAAUGCUAUUAGUAAUGUCAAUGGUAAAAUUUGGUUAUUUUGGAUAAAUGAUAUAGCUUGCAAGGUUCUGGAAACUGAUGACCAACAGAUUACUUGUGAAAUCAACCACACUGAAGCUCCUGAAACUUACAUCAAGACCUUUGUGUAUGCCAAAUGCAAAGAUUAUCUCAGAAGGCCCCUUUGGUACAGGUUACUUCAUUAUGCAGAUAAUAGAAAUGCCACCCCUUGGUACACUGUUGGAGAUUUCAAUGUUAUAACAGAUACUGAUGAAAAGCUGGGAGGCAUUCCUUACAAUAUGAGAAAAAGUAUUGAAUUCAUUGGAGUCAUUGAAGCUUGUGGACUCAUGGACUUGGGGUUUAAUGGGCCUAAAUUCACUUGGUCUAAUCAAAGGGGGAUAAAUUUCAGAAUUUGGAAAAGGUUGGACAGAGCUAUGGUUAAUGAUAGGUGGUUGCAAAUCAUGCCUCACACUAACAUUACCCACCUACCCUCUGUGGGGUCUGACCACUGCCCACUCCUGAUGGAAAUGACGGUUAGACCAGAGAAUCACAUUAAAUAUUUUAGAUUUCUUAAUUGCUGGGCUGAUCAACCUGCAUUUGCAGAGACAUUUGGGGACAUUUAUGCAAAGGUCAGAGAUUUUGAGGAAAGAGUCAGGCUGGCAGAAGAGGACCUUAUUCACAACAAUACUGAAGAACAGAGAACAAAACUUCAUGGUAUUAAUGCUGAAUAUAUCAAAUUCAUGAAGUUGGAAUAUUCUAUUCUUAAACAAAAGACUCAGCUACAGUGGUUUAAAGAGGGUGAUGGUAACUCUAAUUACUUUCAUGCUUUGAUUAGAGGAAGAAGGAGAAGGUUGUUUAUCCACAAAAUCCUCAAGGACAAUGAUGAAUGGGUACAGGGUGAUGAUCACAUUGCACAGGCUGCCUGUGAGCAUUUCCAGAACAUCUUUACAGGAGAGGAGAAGCGUAUUGAUGAAAUCCCCAUGGAGUGCAUUCCCAGAAUUAUUACGCAGGAGCAAAAUGAUAGGAUGAAGGAGUUACCAACUUUGGAUGAGCUGAAAGAGGUGGUCCAAUCCUUGAAUCCCAAUUCAGCUGCUGGACCUGAUAGAAUGAAUGGGUGCUUUUUUCAGAAGUGCUGGAGUAUUAUAAACAAGGACCUGCUGGCAGUCAUUCACUCCUUUUUCAGUGGCCACCUGCUUCCUAAGUAUUUUUCACAUACUUGCCUAGUCUUGCUCCCUAAAGUGAGUAAUCCUAAUAAAUUAUCGGAGUUUCGACCAAUUAGCUUGAGUAAUGUCACAAACAAAAUUAUUUCUAAGCUAUUGUGCCUCAGAUUGGCUCCCAUCUUGCCUAGUCUGAUUUCUCCUAAUCAGUCAGGUUUUGUUAAGGGAAGGAGUAUUUCAGAGAACAUUAUGUUAGCUCAAGAAAUUAUUCACCAAAUCAAAAAACCUACCAUUGGAAGCAAUGUAGUGAUCAAACUUGAUAUGGCAAAAGCCUACGACAGGGUGUCUUGGUCUUAUACCUGUCUAAUCCUUCGAAAGAUGGGGUUUGACGAAGUCUUCAUAGACAUGGUGUGGAGAAUUAUGGCAAACAAUUGGUAUUCUAUCAUUAUUAAUGGCAAGAGGCAUGGUUUUUUCCACUCCACUAGAGGCCUAAAGCAGGGUGAUCCCCUAUCCCCUGCCCUAUUUAUUUUAGGUGCUGAGGUGCUGUCGAGAUCCUUGAACAGAUUGCAUCAUAAUCCUCAUUACCAUGGCUUCCAUAUAGAGAGGAGGGGGCCCCAGAUUAAUCACCUGAGCUUCGCUGAUGACAUUAUUAUUUUCACGUCUGGGAGGAAGCACUCUCUUAAGCUCAUUAUUCAUACAUUGGCUACUUAUGAGAGGGUAUCUGACCAGCUUAUUAACAAAGCAAAAAGCCACUUCAUGCUGCACUCUAGUGCCUUCAGAACCACCUGCGACAGGAUAGAAAAAUAUACAGCUACCUCCACACCCUCCACUGUUAUGAAGCAAAUUCAAGGUAUUAUGGCUGAUUUUUUCUGGGGAUGGAGGAAUGACAAGAAAAAAUACCAUUGGUCCUCUUGGAAAAACGUAAGUUUCCCUUAUGAUGAAGGAGGAAUUGGAGUUCGACUUAUGAAUGAUGUGUGUCAAGUAUUCCAAUUCAAGCAAUGGUGGACAUUUAGAUCCAACCAAACACUUUGGGGGGAAUUUUUAAGGGCAAAGUAUUGUCAAAGAUCCCAUCCUAUAAGUAAAAAAUGGGACACAGGAGAAUCCCAAGCUUGGAGAUUGAUGAUGAAGAAUAAACAUACUGUGGAGAGCAAUAUUCAAUGGAAAAUCAGAAGUGGAUCCUGUUCCUUUUGGUGGGAUAACUGGUUAGGAGUGGGGCCAUUAGCGCAUUAUACCUCGAACAGCAACAAGUUUAACAAUGAUUCAGUUUCGAAAUUUAUUGAAGAUGGACAUUGGAACAUACCUAAGGUGCUACGGGUAGCUCCUCCGAGCCAGGUACACCAUAUUUUAUCCAUGCAGCUACAGCUCCAGCAGGAACUGCCUGAUCAGGCAGUGUGGAAGCUCAACACCACUGGCCUAUUUUCUGUCUCGUCUGCAUGGAACAGUAUUAGAGAAAAAAGAGAAAAAACCAAGAUCAACAAUAGGGAGUUUGAGGAAACAAUUAGGAAAUCUGAGGAGGAACUUAUGACAAACAACACUGAAGCUCUUCGACAAGAAUUACAUCAGAUGAAUGCGACUUACAUUAGGUAUUUGAAAUUGGAAGAAUCUAUCCUUAAACAAAAGACAGAACUAUAA